GUUGAAAAUAAGCCUUUGGCUCAAGUCCAGAAGCCACCCUCCAAGAUCAAGAACCUCAAAAUGACCCGACUUUUGCAUAAGGGUACAAACACCAACAUUACUUCACUCCCUUUUAUGGAUACCAAGGAGAAGAAGAAUGUGAUCAACCUCCCACACAUCAGCAACAAAAUUCUGCUGAAGCCUGGUGUGCUGUCCCGGGAAAUUCAAACGCACAGUCGUAAGCUGGCCUCUGAGUACAAGGCUUUAGAAGCACCUUUCCACCCUAGCAUGAAGACUCAUGAACACAAGGUAGAAGAGAAACCACCAAAGAAGCACAAGGUGCCUCUGACGGCAGCAGAAGCCCUAAAGAAUUUUAAGAGUAAGCUGUCUCCUUAUGAGCAAAGUGAAAUCCUGGGCUACACAGAGCUAUGGUUCCUGGGGCUUGAUGCUGAGAAACUCAAUGUGGCUCCAGAGAAAUUCAGCAAGACAAGUUUUGAUGAUGAACAUGGCUCCUAUCUGAAGGUCCUGCAUGACCACAUUGCCUACCGCUACGAGGUUCUGGAGAUGAUUGGAAAAGGGUCCUUUGGACAGGUGGCCAAGUGCUUGGAUCACAAAAACAAUGAGUUGGUGGCCCUGAAAAUCAUCAGGAACAAAAAGAGAUUUCACCACCAGGCCCUGGUGGAGCUGAGGAUCCUGGAAGCCCUCAGAAGGAAAGAUAAAGACAACAAGUACAAUGUGGUACACAUGAAGGACUUUUUCUACUUCCGGAAUCACCUCUGCAUCACCUUUGAACUUUUGGGAAUCAACUUGUACGAGUUGAUGAAGAGUAAUAGCUUUCAAGGUUUCAGUCUGUCGGUAGUUCGGCGCUUCACCCUCUCUGUCUUGAAGUGCUUGCAAAUGCUUUAUGUAGAGAAAAUCAUCCACUGUGAUCUCAAGCCUGAAAAUAUAGUGCUAUACCAAAAGGGCCAAAUCGCAGUUAAAGUUAUUGACUUUGGGUCCAGUUGUUAUGAGCACCAGAAAGUAUACACCUAUAUCCAAAGCCGGUUCUACCGAUCCCCUGAGGUGAUUCUGGGUCACCCCUACAAUAUGGCCAUUGAUAUGUGGAGCCUGGGCUGCAUCUUGGCAGAGCUGUACACGGGUUACCCUCUGUUCCCGGGGGAGAAUGAGGUGGAGCAGCUGGCCUGCAUCAUGGAGGUGCUGGGUCUGCCGCCAGCCCGCUUCAUUCAGACGGCCUCCAGGAGACAGACGUUCUUUGAUUCCAAAGGUUUUCCUAAAACUAUAACCAACAACAGGGGGAAAAAAAGAUACCCGGAUUCCAAGGAUCUCACGAUGGUGCUGAAAACCUAUGACACCAGCUUCCUGGACUUUCUCAGAAGGUGUUUGGUAUGGGAACCUUCUCUUCGUAUGACCCCUGAUCAGGCCCUCAAGCAUGCUUGGAUUCAUGAGCCACGGAACCUCAAACCACGGCCCAGGCCCCAGUCCCUGAGGAAACCCAAUGUCUCUCUUCCUUCUGAGAUAAGCAAGAACAAGGUUCAAGAGUAUCAUCACUCAACCAAAACAGAUGAGACCACCAAAGAGACUGCAGACAAAAUAAAAGAUGGUGCCACUAAGAAUGUUCAGAAUUCAGCUGAUCAGCAGGACUCUGUCCAGCACACUACUGAGACUGUCCAGCUGCCUCCUCUAGUAGAAGCUCCCAGAACGCCAGAGGCUGUUACUGAACCAGAGGUGGCCAAACCCUCCACAGAACAAAGUGGCCCAAGCUCCUCCUCUAGUAAUACAAACAUUUUACCAUGUAUUGUAUGACCCUUGCUGAAGGGUCCUGUGUCCCGUUCCUUUCCAGUGAUUUGUAUUCAAGACAGCACUUAUAUUGUACAAUACUUCAGAUUGUUGUUUUUCAAUGC
Molecule: messenger RNA, 1880 nt
Organism: Marmota monax (woodchuck)
Lineage: Eukaryota; Metazoa; Chordata; Mammalia; Rodentia; Sciuridae
Gene: Dyrk4
Product: dual specificity tyrosine phosphorylation regulated kinase 4
Exons: 13
Biological process (GO): peptidyl-serine phosphorylation; peptidyl-threonine phosphorylation
Cellular component (GO): nucleus
Molecular function (GO): protein serine/threonine kinase activity; protein serine/threonine/tyrosine kinase activity; ATP binding
Source: RefSeq, a predicted model, not a curated record